Messenger RNA from Hyla sarda, 1076 nucleotides. It is a transcript of the gene TIMM13, whose product is annotated as translocase of inner mitochondrial membrane 13. Bases 82 to 378 code for a protein of 98 amino acids. The transcript is spliced from 3 exons. The record is from RefSeq and is a predicted model, not a curated record. NCBI's taxonomy places the organism in Eukaryota, Metazoa, Chordata, Amphibia, Anura, Hylidae.
GCUUCCGUUUCCGCAUUCCAGCCGGAAGCGGUCGGCACAUGUGUGUGACUUUGAGCUGUAGGCGCCCAGUGGAGAGUAGACAUGGACGGUUUCAGCUCAGACUUCUCCCCGACGGCCUCCGCCUCAGGCUCCGGCAAGAUAGACACGGGCGCCAUUAUGGAACAAGUGAAGGUGCAGAUCGCGGUGGCGAAUGCCCAGGAGCUGCUGCAGCGAAUGACUGAUAAAUGUUUCCGAAAAUGUAUUGGGAAACCCGGAAGCUCACUGGACAAUUCAGAGCAGAAAUGCAUUGCAAUGUGUAUGGACAGAUACAUGGAUGCCUGGAAUACUGUAUCCAGAGCCUACAACUCCAGACUACAAAGAGAACGUGCUAAGAUGUGAAAUGAGCCAGGACCACCUAGAAUCCAACAGAUAUCCUGCACCUACUACAACCGGGGGCUGAACUGCCCACUUCGAAGGAGCUACUGUUAGUCCUAAACCUACUCUGUGUAGCACUUCUUGCAGUCAAUAAUGGACAAACCUAAUGGCUAUGCCAUUGAUAAACAAUUUAAAUGAGGGUAAAGAAAAUGUAAAGUUUUCUUCCCCUUCUUGGAAGAUCCCUAGUGCAGGAGUAGAACUUGGUUAAACCUGUAAUGUUAUGUCUCGCAAUGUCUGUACCAUCGAUUUAUUCCCAAACACAAAAGGUGCUGUAUGCUGAUCCUUGUCUCAGGAUUAUGUUUGGCCAAGAUCUGUGAUCAUAUAGUUUUUGUAUCCUCCUUGCUCGUCUCUUAUGAAUGGAUUGCAUCAUUGCUGUGACAUGUACAUUCACCCUUCAUUUCUACUCUUAAGAACAUCUACCUUGAGCCAAGCUGUGCGGAGCCUUUUCUAGAUCACUUUAAAGGCUGUUGAACAGAAGACAAUUAGGACUGGAGGCACUUGCUGUUUAAUAGUAUAUUUUACUGGUUACACACUUGCUCAUAAACAUCGUAUGUGCUCACUGUCAGAAUGCCAUAUCUGUCCUGGAAUGAAUCCCUCUCGUUGUAUCAUCUUAGGAUCCUGAUUGAAGAAGACAUGAACAAAUAAAGUUUGUUUGAUCUGUG